GCAGGAGAAUCCUGAGGAUUCAUACCUCAUUCUGGGCCAGAUUCUGUCUGCAGUGACAGUUGAGCAAAUCUAAUAUCACUUACUCUGAUAAAGCAGAAUUUGGCCCUAGUACAAAAGAUGCUCGUUAUAUAGCGAAUGAGGCAGACAGAAGCCAGUCGUUGAACACAGAUUACACAAAUUAAAAGAAAUUAAUUUGUAACUAUAACAUUAAUGAUUCUUAUUUUUAAUUUAUAUUUGAUUGCUGGACCCUUCUCUGUACAGUAAUUCCGUCUGUCUACUCCAUGUUUGCAUUAGUGGCUAUGUUGUCAGCACUCAUCAAAUGAAUAACCUGUCUGUUGCUCCUCAGGAAGUAUGCAAAAGCAGAAACUCUUAUGACAGUCACUGAUCCUGUACAUGAUAUUGCAUUUGCUCCGAAUCUGGGAAGAUCCUUCCAUAUUUUAGCUGUAGCUACCAAAGAUGUACGAAUUUUCACACUGAAACCUGUAAGGAAAGAAUUGACUACUUCUGGAGGACUAACAAAAUUUGAAAUUCAGAUAGUAGCUCAGUUUGAUAAUCACAAUUCCCAGGUCUGGCGAGUAAGCUGGAACAUUACAGGCACAGUGCUUGCAUCAUCUGGUGAUGAUGGCUGUGUUAGACUAUGGAAAGCUAAUUACAUGGACAACUGGAAGUGCACUGGUAUACUGAAAGGUAACGGGAGUCCAGUCAGUGGUAGUUCUCAGCAGGGAAUGUUUAAUGCUUCUCUAGGUUCAGCCAAUACAAGCCUACAGAAUUCAUUAAAUGGAUCAGCUGCUGGCAGAAAACAGAGCUGAUAUCAACCUAACUGGAGUAACUUUGCUGUUUUGCUGCUUGUUGCAUGCACACAGGAAUGGAAAGAGAACUUCUUUUUCCCCUCCCCAACGCCGUUUGACCUCUCCCAAGACACCAGCAGCCUGAUAACUACUAAAAGCAAUUCAAAAGGCCUUUUUAAAAAUACACUGUAUACCUUUUUGUACUAGCCAUUGCAGUUUGACACUGUUGGAACUUCUGAAAGAAAGAUAAUUGGAGAGGGUUCUUGUUGAGACAGAUUUCCACCAAAAUAGGUUUCCCCCCCCACCCCCGACUGCCCGCCCUGGAAAGCUCAUGAAACUAAUGGACUAGUAUAUGGAUUAAGAGGAUUUGUUGUCCUUAGCUGGGGUGUGAGGAGGGAAAAGACUGCUUAAUGACCAUUAAAGUCAGUUAAUUUUCAUUAAAAUUGUUUGAGUGUUGAUUUUGUUUUACAUUUUGUAGUAUUCAAAUAUAUAAUUGAUUCCUAAACAUUACAGCUUUGUAAUUACUUUGUAAUAUACUGAAACUGUUUAGUCUAAAAGGAAUAAGAGAACAGUCUGAUUUGACAACUGUACAGAUAUUAGCUUAAUUUAGUGUGGCGUUGCUUCAUUUAUAAAUUUGAACUACUUCAAAGAAAUGUUUUGUAAAUGCUGUCAUACUUUCUUCAGGCUCACUAAAAAUACUUUUUUCUGAUAAUGUGUUUGUAUGUUCCUGUGGUGUGAUUCCAGAGAGUAAUUAUGAUUCCCUGUGAGCACAACAUUCUGAAACUUACAGUAAUCUAGGAAACACCUAAAUUCAGAUCAACAUGCAUCUUUAAAUGUGGAUUAUCCCAGGAUUUAUUAAUUACUUGGCCACGCCAUUCUGUAAAUAUUCUCAGAGCAAAAAACAAGACAGAUAAUGUCUCCAAAUAUUUUAAUAGUUAUAUUAAAGUGCAUAAAUGUUACGGGUAAGUCAUAAUAGAAGUUGGCAAAAUGACAUGAAAUGGCAUUCUCUGAGCAUUGUUGAUCAGAAAUCUUUAGCUUGUUCUGAGAUUUCUGCAGAAAUAUGUAAAUACAUACAAAGAUUGUAUUUAAUUGAAAAGAGUAGUCCUUCCUUGUAAAUGUAUAUUGUGAUAUCUAAGUAUUGUAAAAACAAUCUCAUGUUUUUACAUCUGUUCUAAAAACUUGCAGUAAAAUUGAUCUGAGUUGGAUGCAAAUGCAGCAUGUGUACUUGCAUAAUAUUUAAUGUCUGUGUGGUGUUGCAAAUGAAGCAUUAUUAAAGUCUCUGUUAAUAAGUUGCAUGAA
Chrysemys picta bellii (western painted turtle) is the source of this 2087-nucleotide messenger RNA. NCBI's taxonomy places the organism in Eukaryota, Metazoa, Chordata, Testudines, Emydidae. The record is from RefSeq and is a predicted model, not a curated record.